Molecule: messenger RNA, 2544 nt
Organism: Callorhinus ursinus (northern fur seal)
Lineage: Eukaryota; Metazoa; Chordata; Mammalia; Carnivora; Otariidae
Gene: DRC11
Product: dynein regulatory complex subunit 11
Molecular function (GO): ATP hydrolysis activity; ATP binding
Source: RefSeq, a predicted model, not a curated record
GAGCUUCCAGGCGGGCGAGGGAAAGAGAGAAAGUAGCCAGCCAUGUCGAACGCAAUGUAUAAUAAGAUGUGGCAUCAGACCCAAGAAGCCCUCAAUUCUUUGCUUGAUAAAGAGUCUCAGAACAUAAUGGAAUCACAAAACAAUCAAGUUUUCAUCUUCCAAAUGUUAGCCACCUUCUACAUAAAAUACGUGCAGAUCUUCAGAAACCUGGAGGAUGUCUAUGACCAGAUCGUCCACCCGCAGAAGCGAAUAUUGAUCCGAAAAAUACUGGAUGGAGUGAUGGGUCGCGUCCUGGAACUGAAGAAUGAAAUGGUUGAAUUGGAAUUAACAGAGUUUCAUUAUUUUGAUGACAUCCUACAGGAUCUAAAGUUGGCUCCUCAACAAUUAGAUAUUCCCAUUCCCAAGUAUUUUUUGAAGGAGAAGCUGGAAGUCAUCAAAGGAAGAGAGAAAAUCCUUGCUCAGAUAUUAGCCAACACUGGACUAGAUAUACCUGAAAAGAAAUACACCGUAAAGGGCAUCCCCCUAGAAGAGGCUGUUAAACUAAUCCAGAUCGCUGAGAGAGCGCGGCAAGGCCGCCUAAGAGCAAUGUUCAUGAAGCAGAUCUUCCUCCAAGAAUACAGAGCAAAGCAAACCAGGAUACUUGGCGAGAAAGUUGCUGACAUGGGAGCUGCCGUGCUGCAGAUUCAGAAGGUUUGGCGAGGUUUCCAUCAACGUAGGAAAACUGAGAAACAGAGAGAGGAGGAGAUGAUAUUCCUGGGUAUGAAACCACCUCCUCUGUUUAAUGAAGUCAGUGCUACAGUAAUCCAGGCUGAAAAGGUGAGCUUCCUGAGGAAUGAGGUGCAGGUAAAGCAUGAGGAGAACUACAAAGAAGCCUUGGUUACAAUCAAGGAUGACCUGAAAUUAAUAGAAGGUCCAGACAUCAAGGAAAACCUUCAGGACCAGAUCCGGCAUUGGUUCAUCGAAUGCAGGAACUUAACCGGCACAUUUCCUGAAUACCCUAACGUGGAAGAAGGAGGGUCCGCCAUUAUCUUUUCCAACAAGACCCCACAACAGGUUACUGAGGAUAUUAUUGCAAGCCAAGAAGAAGAGGAGAAAAACAAAAAGAAGAAAAAGAAGGAGGCCAAGAAACCCAAGAAACCUAAAAAAGAAAAGGAAAAGAAAGGUGCAAAAGAAAAAAACAAGGAAGAAGAUGACGGCUGGAAAAUGUCACCAAGUGUUUUCCUUCCCACGAUGGAGGAAGGAAAUAACGUGUACAAAGACCUGUGGAAGAAUAAGGACGAGUCAUGGAAUCUCCCCCAGGACUAUGACCCGGAACUGAUCAAACAGGAGAAACGGAAGGAACUGGAGUCGGAGAUCAGAGCGCAGGUGGAUGAGCUAAUGAGACAGGAACUAAAAAACUUGAAACUGGCUGUGGACAGAGAAAAGGAGUAUCCGGUCAAAGCAGCAAAGAAGAAAGGAGAUAAAAAGAAAAAGAAAGGGAAGAAAGGCAAAAAAGGGAAAAGAGGGAAGGACAAAGAUCUGACAGCAGACAGGACCAUUGAGUCUCUGUAUAAGGAACUGGUGGAAGAAGGGUUGCUGAUCCAGGCUCUGAAAGUUAACCUCUCUGAUUACAUCGGAGAGUACAGUUACCUGGGCACCACGCUUCGCCAGGUAUCCAUAGAACCCAUGCCUUCCCUCCUGGAUGUCAGACAGCUCAUCGCCCUGUACGGGAUCUUGCCACUAGGUUCUGCAACGGUGCACGAGAAGGCUCCUUUGGUGAAAUCCCUGCUGCUGGCAGGGCCAUCGGGGGUAGGGAAGAAAAUGCUGGUCCACGCCAUCUGCACCGAAACGGGAGCCAACCUCUUCAACUUGUCGGCAGCUAACAUUGCGGGGAAGUACCCUGGCAAAAAUGGCUUGCAAAUGAUGCUGCAUGUGGUCAUCAAGGUGGCCCGGGAGCUCCAGCCCUCCGUGGUGUGGAUCGGAGACACAGAGAAAACCUUCUACAAGAAAGUCCCCAGCACAGAAAGGAUGAUCGAGCCUAAACGCCUCAAAAAACAGCUUCCCAAAAUCCUGAGACUCCUGAAACCGGACGACAGGAUUCUGAUUGUGGGAACAACACAGCGCCCUUUCGAUGCUGAACUUCAAUCUUUUUGCAAAGUUUACCAAAAAAUUAUUUUGGUUCCCAGACCAGACUAUGCUUCCAGACUCGUUCUGUGGAAACAGAUCAUUCAACGCAAUGGAGGCAUCAUUACCAAUGCCUUGAAUAUAAGUUGCCUGGCAAAGGUCACCGAUGGCUUCACCCAGGGACACAUAGUCGAGAUGGUUCAAGGUGUGCUCACAGACCGCAGAAUACGGCAGCAAACUUACAAACCGCUCACAGCUGCCGAGUUUAUUGCAAUGUUAACCCGCAUGAGUCCGGUGUACCAGGAGGAAGAAGAGAGCUUUAAGAACUGGUACGCCAAAACCCCCACGGGUAAAAAGCGAGCCUUGGCGCUAACAGGAGGGGACAUUGAGAAAGAAAAGGAUAAAGGGAAAAAGAAGGGGAAAAAGGAGAAGAAAAAGUAA